AAAGAAUCUUGACGUUCAUAAAGUAAACACAUGAAGGAAAAGUGCAAACUGCCGACCAAACAACUUAUGUGACAUCGUCCAGUUUAAUGGAUCAAAUAUUCGUAGGUGGUAUUCAGGAAGACAGGGGUCUAAAGGCUAAAGUGACCAUCGAUAAAUGUACGUCUGACUCCCUCAAAAAUUGUGACAACGAACUUUGUAUGGUCGACUCGUCAAGAGUCACUUGCAAGACAGAAUGCGAAAAUGUUGUCAGCAGGACCGAAGGCGAAUUCGAAUCUACUCCAUCAUCGGAAACCACUGUACCUUCGGCUCCUGUGGCAGGAAUUGCUUUGGAUUGUGACAAAUGUGAGAAAACGUUUAGAUCCAAACUUGGUCUUCAAAAGCACCAAUUGAGACACACUGAAACCGGACCAUUCACAUGUGACUUCUGUGAAGCAAAAUUUAAGGGCAGUAACGGUCUCAAAAUUCAUAAACGGUUGCAUACCGGUGAAAAUCUGUUCACCUGUGACAUCUGCAAAAAAUCAUUCAACCAACGAUCAGUCAUCACCGUCCAUAUGCGUAUCCAUUCCGAUUAUCACCCAUUCGCCUGCGAUCAAUGCGAUAAAUCAUUUCGCACGCCUGGUAACCUGAAAUUGCACAAAGUGAGCCACACCGACGAGAAAAAGUUUACGUGCGACGAGUGUGGCGUCAAAUUAAAGACGAAAUGUUCGCUCGAAAGACAUCACAGGAUGCAUGCCGGUGAGAAAUUGUACGUCUGCGACGAGUGUGGGAAAAAAUUCAGCGACAGAAGUACACUGCGCAAUCACCAACGUUUACAUUCGGGCUCAAAGCCCUACGCAUGUGAUGCAUGUCCAAUGAAAUUCACUCAACGAACAUACUUGCAACAACACAAACGGACGCAUACCGGUGAACGUCGAUAUGAAUGUGAUGAAUGUGGAAUGAGAUUUUCGCAGAAAUCUGCCGUUAAAACUCAUAAAGUCCAACAUACCGGUGCUCGGCCCUUUCCGUGUGAUGUAUGUGAAAUGACAUUCUCGUACAAAUCGGCCGCAUUGUCUCACAGGAAGACACACACCAACGAGCGCAAUUUUGCCUGCGAUGAAUGCCCGAUGACGUUUGCAUAUAAAUCGGUUUUAAUAACGCAUAAAAUGCAACAUUCGGGCAGCAGACCGUUUAAGUGUGACGAAUGCGAAAAGGGAUUCACCCGAAAGUUCUACCUCAAGUCCCAUAAACUGACACACCGAGGGGAGAAGCCAUUCCCAUGUGAUGAAUGUAGCUCACGAUUCGGCACUAGAAAUCUGCUGAAUCAACACAAAAGAAUUCACGCAAAGAAAUCGAACGCGGCAACUGUGUCGAAAGUUGCCGAAAAAUGUAACGAGCAGCUUGUCGGGAGACAGUUUCCUUGUGACGAAUGUUACUCGAAAUUCAGCAGUAGAUCUCAACUGAAUCAGCACAAGAGAAGUCAUGAAACCUUGCCAAAAAUAACGCCUGAAAUCUCAGUUGAAACAGCCAUAAAGAACCCUGCACCUCAGCAUGAACCUAGCGUUGUGUCCAGCAAAUUAGAAUUUGUUGAGAUUUCUUGUUCCGGAAUGGACCCUUCGAAAGCGUUCGAUGGGAAACCACUAGUCGAGUUUAUUCCAUAUGAAGAGUCAUCGUGUCACGAUAGGGACGUUGAUGAGACAUUCACUCACAAUGAAAUUGCAAUAAGUGACGAGGUACAAACGAGUGUUGAAUCACGCAAAACUCCCGGUCAACCAAUCCUUCACGACAAAUUUGAAACCAAGUCUGGAGACGCCCUUGAGGCAGUUGACUGUCAUAUUGACCAAAAUCCCAAAGUUACUGCAGAUUGCGGCGACAAAAUCAUGAAAAAGCAAAAAGCACCCAGACGUUCGGACACUUGUGACAAGCAGUUCGUUUGCAAAGAAUGUCCAGAAAAAUUCGCGAAGGUGUCUCGCCUCAAAAUCCAUAGCCGAACGCACACUGGCGCCAAUCGAUUUGUCUGUGACCAGUGUGGUCGUGGUUUCGAUCGGGCUGAUAGUUUUAAGAAACAUAAGCGUUGGCACAACGGCGACAAGCGAUUCAGUUGCGAUAUUUGUGGUGCUCAAUUCUACGAGAAAAAUCACCUGUUCACCCACAUCCAAAGGCAUGUCGGUGUUAAGAAUAUCGCUUGCAAUGAGUGUGCCUCGAAAUUUGUUACGAAAUCGGAACUGAGUCAACACAAAGAACAUGCACACCGCAAGAAGCCUGUGGCUUAGAGUUAACCGUGUUAACAGUAGAAACAAUUAUGUAAAAUUGAGGAAUCAAAUAAAAAAAAUUCUUUUCCGAUAAAAACAAUUGAAUUA
This is a messenger RNA of Bradysia coprophila, 2336 nucleotides long. RefSeq lists its product as uncharacterized. Gene Ontology annotation, molecular function: DNA-binding transcription factor activity, RNA polymerase II-specific; RNA polymerase II cis-regulatory region sequence-specific DNA binding. Gene Ontology annotation, cellular component: nucleus. The record is from RefSeq and is a predicted model, not a curated record. Lineage: Eukaryota; Metazoa; Arthropoda; Insecta; Diptera; Sciaridae. Gene Ontology annotation, biological process: regulation of DNA-templated transcription.